AUGGCCACGACUGCCACCACGAGUUCGUCUUCGAGGAAUCCACCACUCCGAAAUCUCCAGACAAAGGUGAAGGCGUUGAUGGAGAUGUUUAAGUCCAUAACCACUUUCGCGAGCACUCUGGGGGAGGUUUCUUCAGCCCAACAAAUCCAUGUUCGGCUGGAGAAGCUCAACGAAUUGUGGGAUCGAAUCAACGACGCGCUGAUUGAGGUUGAAAUGCACGAGGAAUAUUCAUCGAAGGAGGCCACUUGUUCGAAUAUACGCCAGGACUUCACCACCAAAUACUACAACACGAAGGCAUCCAUGUUGGAACGCAUAAAGGAGUUGGAGGUCAAUAGCAGCGUUUUGCAUUCUACCAGAAUUAUGGACUCAUCGAUUCAACCGACCAUCGAGCAUGUAAGGCUACCGCAGAUCAAACUGCAAACGUUUGACGGCGACAUCGACCAGUGGCUGAGCUUCCGAGACCUGUAUCUAUCCCUGAUCCACACCAAGGCGGACUUACCGGAGGUUGAGAAGUUCCACUACCUGAAGGGCUGUCUCACCGGAGAAGCGAGGGCUCUCAUCGAUCCGUUGGCGCUCACAAGAGCAAAUUAUCAGGUAGCUUGGGACAUCUUAAUGGCCAGGUACAACGACAGCAAGGUGUUGAAGCGCAGGCAGAUUGGGAACCUGUUUAAAUUACCCAAGGUGACUAAGGAGUCGGCCGUGGAUAUCCAGACACUACUGGAAGGGUUCGAACGCGUCGUGCAGACCCUGGACCAGUUAGUCAAACCGGAGGAGUACAAGGACCUCCUGUUGUUGGAAAUGCUGUGCUCCAGGUUGGACCCAACAACUCGUCGUGCAUGGGAAGAACAUAGCGCUAAUCAAGACCAGGACAAGGUAGCAGAUCUUACUCAGUUCCUCCAAACUCGUGUGAAGAUCCUAGCAUCGCUCCCGCCUAAGGCGCACGAGAAUAAACCGGAAGUUUUUCAAUGGCAGAAGAAAAACAACGCUCCCAGAACGAGCCACAGCGCAACCCAGAUGAUGGCCGGAAGUUGCAUCGCUUGUCCAGAAUCCCAUUUGCUGUACACAUGCCCUACAUUCCUGAGGUUGAGCGCUUCCGCUCGAGACAAGCUGCUGCGACAAAAUUCCCUCUGCAGAAACGUGGCCACCAAGCUUCGGAUUGCAGAUCGAACCAGGUUUGUCGCAGAUGCAGAGGAAAACACCAUACCCUAG
This is a messenger RNA of Uranotaenia lowii, 1209 nucleotides long. RefSeq lists its product as uncharacterized. The record is from RefSeq and is a predicted model, not a curated record. The coding region runs from base 1 to 1209 and encodes 402 amino acids. The transcript has a single exon. NCBI's taxonomy places the organism in Eukaryota, Metazoa, Arthropoda, Insecta, Diptera, Culicidae.